Molecule: messenger RNA, 564 nt
Organism: Nelumbo nucifera (sacred lotus)
Lineage: Eukaryota; Viridiplantae; Streptophyta; Magnoliopsida; Proteales; Nelumbonaceae
Source: RefSeq, a predicted model, not a curated record
AUGGUAAUCACUGGUGAUGACAAUGAUGAGAUUACGAAUCUCAAGGGCCUACUACAAUCUGAGUUCAAAGUUAAGGAUCUCGGAAAACUUCAGUAUUUCCUUAGGAUGGAAAUUGUUAGAAGCAAAACUGAUAUUUUCAUUUCUCAAAGAAAAUGCAUCUUAAAUCUAUUGAAGAAAACCGAGAAGCUUGGUUGUCGUCCAGCUAGCACUCCACUAGAGAAGAAUUGGAAGCAUAAGAUCUCUAAGAAUGAUCCUCCAGCUAACAAAGAGAGAUAUCAAUGUCUUGUGGGAAAACUAAUCUAUCUAUCACUUACUAGGCCCGAUAUUGCCUAUAGUGUUAGCAUAGUUAGUCAGUUUAUGCAUGCUCCAACCGAGAGACAUCAGUGUGCURUUGAUCAGAUCCUUAGAUAUUUGAAAGGAACUCCUAGCAAGGGUAUAUUGUUCAAGAAAAKUGAUAACCGGUUAGUUGAGGGAUUUGCAAAUGCUAAUUGGGCUGGUUCGGUUGAUGACARUAAGUCUACUACAGGAUAUUGUACAAAGGUUUGGGGGAAUGUUGUUACAUAG